AUGAGCGGCUGGGGCCUGGGCUGGUUUGGCGGCGGCCAAGCCAAGAAGGAGGCACCAAAGAAAGCCAUACUACAGUUGCGGGGCCAGCUCGAGAUGCUUAACAAGCGUGAGAAGCAUCUGCAAAAUCAGAUGGAAGAGCAGGAUAACCUAGCGCGGAAAUAUGUGUCGAGUAAUAAGGCUGCUGCCAAAGCAGCGCUCCGGCGAAAGAAGCAAUUCGAGCACUCCCUGGAACAAACAAGUGCACAAAUCAUGACGCUUGAGCGCGAAAUCUACAGCAUCGAGACAGCGAACAUCAACAAGGAGACGUUGGACGCCAUGAAGAACGCCGGAUCGGCCAUGAAGCAGAUACACGCUGGUUUAACCAUUGACAAGGUCGACAACGUCAUGGAAGACCUGCGCGAACAACACGCCAUUGGCGAAGAAAUCAGCGAAGCCAUAACCUCGGGCGUAGCCUCCAACGGCAUAGACGAAGACGAACUCGACGAAGAACUCGCCGAAUUACAACAAGAAAAACUAGACGAGGAUAUGCUGCGGACGGGCAACGUUCCGCUCAACGACACAGUCGGCAAAUUGCCACAUGCGCCGCACACAGAGGUCAAGGGCAAGAACCAGCGGGUCGAGGAAGAUGACGAGGAGGAGGAGCUACGAAAGCUGCAGGCGGAAAUGGCAAUGUAA
Molecule: messenger RNA, 675 nt
Organism: Plenodomus lingam JN3
Lineage: Eukaryota; Fungi; Ascomycota; Dothideomycetes; Pleosporales; Leptosphaeriaceae
Gene: SNF7
Product: ESCRT-III subunit protein snf7
Biological process (GO): vesicle budding from membrane; late endosome to vacuole transport via multivesicular body sorting pathway
Cellular component (GO): ESCRT III complex; cytoplasmic side of plasma membrane; multivesicular body
Source: RefSeq, a predicted model, not a curated record